AUGACUAGUUCUGAAGAAACAUUUGCUACUAUUGUUGAUUGUAUGGGACCUAUUUAUUUACAAUAUGCAACAUGGAUGAAAAUGAAAAAAUUAGAUAAAGAAAUUGGUUCAAUGGAAAAAUCCUUGAAUCGUCAAAAUUUAGAAGUUGUUUGUAGACAUUAA
This is a messenger RNA of Entamoeba nuttalli P19, 162 nucleotides long. RefSeq lists its product as hypothetical. The coding region runs from base 1 to 162 and encodes 53 amino acids. The transcript has a single exon. NCBI's taxonomy places the organism in Eukaryota, Evosea, Mastigamoebida, Endamoebidae. The record is from RefSeq and is a predicted model, not a curated record.